Humulus lupulus (European hop) is the source of this 1803-nucleotide messenger RNA. Its product is annotated as pectin acetylesterase 12-like. The transcript is spliced from 12 exons. The record is from RefSeq and is a predicted model, not a curated record. Bases 295 to 1536 code for a protein of 413 amino acids. Gene Ontology annotation, cellular component: plant-type cell wall. NCBI's taxonomy places the organism in Eukaryota, Viridiplantae, Streptophyta, Magnoliopsida, Rosales, Cannabaceae. Gene Ontology annotation, biological process: cell wall organization. Gene Ontology annotation, molecular function: pectin acetylesterase activity.
UUGUCAUAAAAUCUUAAAAAGCCCGGCAAAUACUAUUCUGUGCUACAGAGAGAGUAAAAAGCUCUUCUCUCUCUCUCUCUUCAAUUCUCUCAGAUUUCUUUCUUAUUUUCAUUCUAUAUCUAGCUCCUCUAAAGCUGGAUUCUUGAACAUUUUUUUCCAAUAAAUGUUUCUGCAUUCUUAAAUAAACACUCCUAGGCUAUUUCAAAGUUGGUUCUUUUUUUCUUUUUUCUUUUGGGGUCCUGAAAAAUUUAAUAUUACAGAACUUGGUGGCAGAGUUUGAAACAGAGGAGGGUUAUGAUGAAGCUUUUGUGGGUUGGUAUUGCUGUCGUAGUUGUUUUAGGCAAAUGGGUUGAUGGUUUUGUGGAAUUUAGUCUCAAUGAAACAGAGAUUUCCUUAAUGGAAGGCUUUGGAGUCUCUAAGGCAGGUUACAACCCUUUGAUGGUCGGUCUUACCCUCAUUCACGGAGCUGGCGCAAAAGGAGCUGUCUGCUUGGAUGGAACCUUGCCAGGAUACCACUGGCACCGUGGAUAUGGAUCAGGAGCAAAUAAUUGGCUUAUACAAUUGGAGGGUGGUGGUUGGUGCAAUAGUGUUAGGAAUUGUGUAUAUCGCAAAACAACACGACGGGGAUCGUCAACAUACAUGGAAAAGCUAAUACCAUUUACAGGAAUACUAAGUGCAAAAGCCGAAGAGAAUCCUGAUUUCUACAACUGGAAUAGAGUAAAACUUCGCUAUUGUGAUGGUGCCUCUUUUACUGGCGACAGUGAACAUAAGGGUGCACAAUUGCAAUUUAGAGGAGAGCGUAUAUGGUGGGCUGCAAUGGAAGAUUUAAUGUCAAAGGGAAUGCGUAAUGCUCAUCAGACUCUUCUUUCUGGAUGCUCAGCCGGAGGUCUGGCAUCUAUUUUACAUUGUGAUAACUUUAAGAGUUUGUUUCCUGGAAAUAUUAGAGUGAAGUGCCUCAGCGAUGCUGGAUUGUUUCUUGACGCGGUCGAUAUUUCUGGUGGAAGAACACUUAGGAAUCUAUACAGUGGUGUAGUAGGCUUACAGGGAGUGCAAAAGAAUUUGCCGCAGAUUUGUACUAACCAUCUUGACCCAACUUCGUGCUUUUUCCCUCAAAAUUUGAUCGCCAGCGUUAAGACUCCGCUGUUUAUUCUAAAUGCAGCCUACGAUUCAUGGCAGAUUCAAUCCAGCUUAGCUCCACCAUCAGCAGAUCCCCAUGGCUUCUGGCAUGAAUGCAGAUUAAACCAUGCAAAAUGUUCUUCUACACAAAUUCACUUUUUACAAGGAUUCAGAAAUCAGAUGCUGAAAGUAAUCAGUCGAUUCUCACACUCUCCUCAAAAUGGUUUAUUUAUAAACUCAUGCUUUGCUCAUUGCCAAACUGAGAGGCAAGAUACAUGGUUUGCUGAUGAUUCUCCCGUCAUUAGAAACAAGCCGAUUGCACUAGCUGUUGGGGACUGGUACUUCGACCGAGCAGCUGUUAAGGACAUAGAUUGUCCCUACCCUUGUGACAACACUUGCCACAAUCUGGUUUUCCGAUGAUUCCAUAUAUGAAUUGGUUCAUCCUCGUGAUGACCAUAAUAUAUAAGGAUGAUCUAGUUGAGUAAUCUACAAAGUUAUAGUUUCUGCUACUUAAGAAAUUAAGAACUUCACAAUUCAUUUGGAAAGCAAUAUAUAUGAAAAUAUAAAGAAAAUAAGUACAUUAUUUGGGGCUACUGAGAAGUGCAGCAAAUCUGCUCUCAGCAAAGCUUCCUGCAUUGUAUGAUUGAAGCACAAAAGUAUAAAAGGGUAAAAGCUCUUUAUCUUUAA